Messenger RNA from Nomascus leucogenys (northern white-cheeked gibbon), 562 nucleotides. It is a transcript of the gene RPL36AL, whose product is annotated as ribosomal protein L36a like. Gene Ontology annotation, cellular component: cytosolic large ribosomal subunit; ribosome. The record is from RefSeq and is a predicted model, not a curated record. Gene Ontology annotation, molecular function: structural constituent of ribosome. Gene Ontology annotation, biological process: translation. Lineage: Eukaryota; Metazoa; Chordata; Mammalia; Primates; Hylobatidae.
AUUGGUUCGCAGUACUGUCGCUCAGGUGUAGUUCCCACUUCCGCCUCCUUCUUCCCUUUCCUGUUUGGCUAGAGCUGCGAAAGGCGAGGGUGUCGGACUUCGUUUCUCGUUUUCAUCAUAUAGACAAAACAGCCCUGUGCAAAGAUGGUCAACGUACCUAAAACCCGAAGAACCUUCUGUAAGAAGUGUGGCAAGCAUCAGCCUCACAAAGUGACACAGUAUAAGAAGGGCAAGGAUUCUUUGUAUGCCCAGGGAAGGAGGCGCUAUGAUCGGAAGCAGAGUGGCUAUGGUGGGCAGACAAAGCCAAUUUUCCGGAAGAAGGCUAAGACCACAAAGAAGAUUGUGCUAAGGCUGGAAUGUGUUGAGCCUAACUGCAGAUCCAAGAGAAUGCUGGCCAUUAAGAGGUGCAAGCAUUUUGAACUGGGAGGAGAUAAGAAGAGAAAGGGCCAAGUGAUCCAGUUCUAAACUUUGGGAUAUUUUUCUUCUAAUUUUGAAGAGAAAAUGGUGAAGCCAUAGAAAAAUUACCUGAGGGAAAAUAAAUACAGUGAUAUUCUUACGCAAA